AUGACAGUAGACAUGGUCCAGACAAUUAACUUGAAAAAGUCUUUCGUUCAAGCUAACAUGAGGGUGUUCACCUUUGGCAAAGGCAAGAGCGAAGGCAACAAAGGCAUGAAGUCUUUGUUGGGAGGAAAGGGGGCCAACUUAGCUGAAAUGGCGACGAUUGGUUUAUCAGUGCCAUCUGGACUCACAAUAUCAACAGAAGCAUGUCACCAAUAUCAACAGAAUGUAAAGAAUUUGCCAGAUGGUCUGUGGGAAGAGAUACUUAAAGGAUUGAAAUUUGUGGAGAAUGAAAUGGGAGCCUAUGUUGGAAAUCCCUCAAAACCUCUCCUCCUCUCUGUGCGCUCUGGCGCUGCGAUUUCAAUGCCUGGAAUGAUGGACACAGUUCUUAAUCUUGGAUUGAAUGAUGAAGUGGUUGUUGGGCUGGCUUCCAAAAAUGGAGAGCGGUUUGCUUAUGACUCUUACCGACGUUUCCUGGACAUGUUUGGAGAUGUUGUAAUGGACAUUCCGCACUCAUUGUUUGAGGAGAAGAUAGAAAACCUGAAGCUAUCAAAAGGCGUUAAACAUGACACUGACUUAACAGCAAGUGAUCUCAAAGAUCUGGUUGAGCAAUACAAGAAUGUCUACAUUCAAGCUAAGGGAGAAAAGUUUCCCUCUGAUCCAAUGAAGCAACUAGAAUUAGCUAUCAAAGCUGUUUUCAAUUCUUGGGAUAGUCCAAGGGCUAAUAAGUAUAGAAGCAUUAAUCAGAUAACUGGGUUAAUGGGCACCGCGGUGAAUAUUCAAUCCAUGGUGUUUGGUAAUAUGGGGAAUACUUCAGGAACUGGUGUCUUGUUCACUAGAAACCCAAGCACUGGUGAAAAGAAACUUUAUGGGGAAUUUCUUGUUAAUGCUCAGGGAGAGGAUGUGGUUGGUGGAAUCAGAACACCUCAAGAUAUCGAGACCAUGAAAACAUGCAUGCCAGAUGCUUAUAAGGAACUUGUGGAGAAUUGUGAAAUUCUUGAGAAUCAUUACAAGGAUAUGAUGGACAUUGAGUUCACUGUUCAAGAAAAUAAGUUGUGGAUGCUGCAAUGUCGAAUUGGAAAACGUACUGGUAAAGGUGCAAUCAAAAUAGCUGUGGACAUGGUCAGUGAGGGCCUUGUUGAUACUCGUCGUGCAAUCAAGAUGGUAGAGCCACAACAUCUUAACCAGCUUCUACAUCCACAGUUUAAGGAUCCAUCUCAGUACAAGGACAAAGUGGUUGCCACUGGCCUGCCUGCUUCCCCUGGAGCUGCGGUUGGGCAGGUUGUGUUCAAUACUGAGGAUGCCGAAGAAUGGCAUGCACAAGGGAAGAGUGUCAUCUUGGUAAGGACAGAGACAAGUCCAGAAGAUGUCGGAGGCAUGCAUUCAGCUGUUGGCAUCUUGACAGCAAGAGGAGGUAUGACAUCUCAUGCUGCUGUUGUAGCUCGUGGAUGGGGAAAGUGUUGUGUGUCUGGUUGCACCUCUAUUAAAGUAAAUGAUGAGGAAAAGGUGGUUGUAAUUGGAGAUAAUAAAAUAUCAGAAGGUGAAUGGAUCUCGUUGAAUGGAAACACUGGUGAAGUGAUACUGGGAAAGCAGCCACUUGCUCCUCCGGCUCUAAGCGAUGAUUUAGAAACUUUCAUGUCUUGGGCUGAUGAAAUAAGGAAUCUGAAGGUUUUUGCAAAUGCUGACUCGCCUGAAGAUGCAAUAGCAGCCAGAAGAAACGGAGCGCAAGGGAUUGGACUUUGCAGGACAGAACACAUGUUUUUUGCUUCUGAUGAGAGGAUAAAGGCUGUGAGAAAGAUGAUCAUGGCUAUUACUCAAGAACAAAGGAAAGCUGCACUUGACUUGUUGUUGCCUUAUCAAAGAUCAGAUUUUGAAGGAAUUUUCCGUGCAAUGGACGGUUUCCCAGUAACAAUCCGAUUGCUGGAUCCUCCACUUCAUGAAUUUCUUCCUAAGGGUGACAUGGGGGAAAUUGUCAGUGAACUAAGUUCUCAGACAGGCGUGAAAAAAGAAGAGAUACUCGCAAAGAUGGAAAGACUCUCAGAAGUUAAUCCCAUGCUUGGUUUUCGUGGCUGCAGGUUGGGAAUAUCAUAUCCAGAAUUGACUGAGAUGCAGGCGCGUGCAAUUUUUCAAGCGGCUGUUACAGUGAAAAACAAUGGUAUUGCAGUUUUUCCUGAGAUAAUGGUUCCACUUAUCGGUACACCUCAGGAACUAAAACAUCAAGCAAAUCUAAUAAGGGAUGUUGCUGAGAAAGUGUUCUCAGAGAUGGGCUCUUCGGUAAGCUAUAAGGUUGGAACUAUGAUUGAAGUUCCAAGAGCUGCACUUGUUGCAGAUGAGAUUGCUAAUGAAGCUGAGUUCUUUUCAUUUGGAACCAAUGACCUCACCCAAAUGACAUUUGGCUAUAGUAGAGAUGAUGUUGGAAAAUUUCUUCCAAUAUACCUAGCCGCUGGGAUUUUGGAGCAUGAUCCAUUUGAGGUAAUUGACCAGAAAGGAGUGGGUCAGCUCAUGAAAAUUUGCAUAGAGAAGGGUCGCGCUGCUAGACCAAACUUAAAGGUUGGAAUAUGUGGAGAGCAUGGUGGGGAGCCUUCUUCUGUUGCAUUCUUUGCUAAAAUUGGUCUUGACUAUGUUUCGUGUUCUCCUUUUAGAAUUCCAAUUGCUAGACUUGCAGCAGCUCAAGUUGCAGCAUAA
This is a messenger RNA of Lathyrus sativus (Indian pea), 2679 nucleotides long. The record is from the annotation of a GenBank genome assembly. NCBI's taxonomy places the organism in Eukaryota, Viridiplantae, Streptophyta, Magnoliopsida, Fabales, Fabaceae.